Messenger RNA from Rangifer tarandus platyrhynchus (Svalbard reindeer), 1959 nucleotides. Lineage: Eukaryota; Metazoa; Chordata; Mammalia; Artiodactyla; Cervidae. The record is from the annotation of a GenBank genome assembly.
AUGGAGCCAAUCAGGUCCAAUCAAGGGGCGGAGACGCCCAGGGCUCCACUCUGCGGGGAUGGAGGCAGAAAAAAGCAAAUCCUGAGCCUCGUCCAACGAAAACCAAUCGCAAGCCAGACACAGGCGAGUGACUGUCAAGAAGGCCAAUUAGACCCUCCCAAGGGAACCUGGCCCGGCCUCUUCUCUGAGGGACGGCUCUACCAACCAAUAGUAUGGGCGAGAAGACGGCCCCCUUCGCUGAGGAGGAGGCGGGUAAAGCGGAGCUGCCCUUCAUGUGGCCCUUCAGAACCUGGCGGUGAAGAGAAGAAGGGGCGAGGAAACCCUGUUUCUGUUCAGCUGUUCCCCCCAGAGCUGGUGGAGCACAUCGUCUCAUUCCUCCCAGUCAGAGAUGUGGUCGCUCUCGGCCAGACCUGCCACUACUUCCACCAAGUGUGCGAUGCCGAGGGCGUGUGGAGACGCAUCUGUCACCGGCUCAGUCCUCGUCUUCGAGAGCAGGGUUCUGGGGUCCGACCCUGGAAGAGAGCUGCCAUUCUGAACUACACAAAGGGCCUGUAUUUCCAGGCAUUUGGGGGCCGCCGCCGCUGUCUCAGCAAGAGUGUAGCUCCCCAGCUAGCCCAUGGCUACCGCCGCUUCCUGCCCACCAAAGACCACGUCUUCAUUCUUGACUACGCAGGGACCCUCUUCUUCCUCAAAAAUGCCCUGGUCUCCUCCACCCUUGGCCAGAUCCAGUGGAAGCGGGCUUGCCGCUAUGUUGUAUUGUGUCGUGGAGCCAAGGAUUUCGCCUCAGACCCGAGAUGUGACACAGUGUACCGCAAAUACCUCUACGUGUUAGCCACUCGGGAGCAGCCGGGAGUGGUGGGCACGACCAGCAGCCAGGCCUGCGACUGUGUCGAGGUCUACCUGCAGUCCAGCGGGCAGCGGGUCUUCAAGAUGACCUUCCACCACUCCAUGAGCUUUAAGCAGAUUGUGCUGGUUGGUCAGGAGACGCAGCGGGCCCUGCUGCUCCUCACAGAGGAAGGAAAGAUCUACUCUUUGGUCGUGAAUGAGACCCAGCUGGAUCAACCACGCUCCUACACGGUUCAGCUGGCCCUGAGAAAGGUGUCCCGUUGCCUUCCUCACCUGCGUGUGGCUUGCAUGGCUUCCAACCAGAGCAGUACUCUCUACAUCACAGACCAGGGGGGAGUGUAUUUUGAGGUGCAUACCCCAGGGGUGUAUCGUGAUCUCUUUGGGACCCUUCAAGCCUUUGACCCCCUGGACCAGCAGAUGCCGCUUGCACUCUCACUGCCUGCCAAGAUCCUAUUCUGUGCUCUUGGCUACAAUCACCUUGGCCUGGUGGAUGAAUUUGGCCGAAUCUUUAUGCAGGGAAAUAACAGAUAUGGGCAGCUGGGAACAGGGGACAAAAUGGACAGAGGGGAACCCACACAGGUACAUUAUCUGCAGCGCCCCAUCGCCCUGUGGUGUGGCCUCAACCACUCCCUGGUGCUGAGCCAGGGCUCGGACUUCAGCAAGGAGCUGCUGGGCUGUGGCUGCGGGGCCGGGGGCCGCCUCCCCGGCUGGCCGAAGGGCAGCGCCUCUUUCGUCAAGCUCCACAUCAAGGUCCCUUUGUGCGCCUGCUCUCUCUGCUCCACCAGAGAGUGCCUCUACAUGCUGUCCAGCCAUGACAUUGAGCACCACCCAGCCUACCGGGACCUACCAGCCAGCAAGGCAGUGGGGACCCCUGAGCCCAGCCUGGGGGCUGGAGCACCCCAGGACCCUGGUGGGGUGGCCUGGGCCUGUGAGGAGUACCUCAGCCAGAUCCACAACUGCCCCACACUGCAGGACCGCAUGGAGAAGAUGAAGGAGAUUGUCGGCUGGAUGCCCUUGAUGGCCGCACAGAAGGAUUUCUUUUGGGAGGCGCUGGAUAUGCUGCAGAGGGCUGCUGGAGGGGCUGGCCAAGGCCCCCCACCCCCUGAAAGCUGA